AUGUCCGCCACCGCCGAUAAGCAGUUCACUGUCCCUCUCCCCACCGCCACUGGUCUUUCGACCCCUGCUGGCCAGCUCAUCAAGGGUGCUACCCAGGAUGAUGGCAAGCUCCGUGAUGCUGCCCUUCUCCUAGGUAUCAAGCUCGACCUUGAGGCCGAGGUCCACCUGACUGCCCGUGUCAAGGGUGAUGUCGUUGUUGGUCUGUACUAG
This is a messenger RNA of Clonostachys rhizophaga, 210 nucleotides long. The record is from the annotation of a GenBank genome assembly. NCBI's taxonomy places the organism in Eukaryota, Fungi, Ascomycota, Sordariomycetes, Hypocreales, Bionectriaceae.